AUGAGCAUGAUCGACGUGCUGACCCGGGUGGACGCCAUCUGCAAGAAGUGCGAGCGGUACGACGCCGACAAGCACUGCGGCGACGGCGACCCCUUCUCGCGCCUCUACGCGGCCGUCGACGCCGCCAUCGAGAAAUCGGCUCGGGCGGCGAAGGAGAAGAACCGGGCGGCGUCGGUGACCAUGAACGCCGACGUGCGGCGGACCAAGGCACGGCUCCUGGAGGAGGUGGUCAAGCUUCAGAAGAUAGCCGCCAAGAAGGUGAAAGGGCUCUCGCCGGAGGAGAAGCCGCUGCGGGCUGAUCUUGUUGCCGCACUGCCCCACAGGAUCCAGGCCAUCCCCGACACCCACGACAGCGGCGCAACGGACCAGGACGCCGCCUGGAGUGCUCGGCCGGGGAUCAAGUUCGAUGAUUCUUCAGGUUUCCUUUCCUUUUCUCUCCUUAAUGUGCAGGAUGAAGGGCUGGACUUCAUAUCUGAAGGUCUGGACACACUGAAGAAUCUGGCUGAGGACAUGAACGAGGAACUGGAUAGGCAGGUGGAUAAAGCUAAUUUGGAGAUCAGGAGGACUAAUGUCAGGCUAAAACAAACUGUCAACCAGUUUCGAUCGACUAGGAACUUCACAAUUGACAUCAUCUUGAUAUGCAUCAUUCUUGGUAUUGCAACAUACCUCUACAACAUUCUCUCCCAGUGA
Setaria italica (foxtail millet) is the source of this 690-nucleotide messenger RNA. Its product is annotated as syntaxin-71. The record is from RefSeq and is a predicted model, not a curated record. The coding region runs from base 1 to 690 and encodes 229 amino acids. NCBI's taxonomy places the organism in Eukaryota, Viridiplantae, Streptophyta, Magnoliopsida, Poales, Poaceae. The transcript is spliced from 8 exons.